AUGGAUGUCUCGGUAAUUAUUGAAGGAGGAUUCUUGUGUAAGACCGGAUCUCUGGGGUGGAGUGAUGUCAAAGAUGUUCUGGAGUUCGGCUUCCGCAUCUUGGGCUUCGAUAAAGAUAUUUUGGAUGACGUGGAUGACAUUAUUGUGGUAGAAGCCGAGUCCGAGAAUGUUGUGGGGAAUGUGAACUUAUUGGGUGAUGAAAUCGUAGGACGAGAUGGUGCGCGAAUGCCGGAGGUUGGUUGUAAAGUGAGAUUGACUGCAUCUAUGGAUAGUCGUGGAAUAUGGAGAAUCAACAUAUUAAACCUCGACCAUAAUCAUAAAACCAGUCCAUCAAAGUCGAGGCUAUAUCGAUGCAAUCGAGAGUUGAGCACACAUGUUAAACGACGGCUAGAAGUUAAUGACAUGGCAGGAAUUCCCUUACACAAAAGUUUCAACUCUACAGUAAUCGAAGUAGGUGGAUACGAAAAUAUGACAUGCGUGGAAAAAGAUUGUCGAAAUUAUGUUGAACAAGUUCGGCGUCUAAGACUUGGAGAAGGAGACGCCGUAGCAAUACAAUCCUACUUUUCGAAAAUGCAAGCUACUUGCUCCGGGCUUUAUUUUAGUAUGGAUUUGGAUGAAGAUUCGAGACUAAAAAAUGUGUUUUGGGCAGAUAACAGGAGCAGACAAGCUUAUAAGGAGUUUGGUGAUGUUGUCACAUUCGACACCACGUACCUCACCAAUAAGUAUGACAUGCCGUUCGCUCCUUUUGUUGGUAUUAAUCAUCACGGACAAUUGACCUUGCUCGGAUGUGGGCUUCUAUCGAAUGAAGAUACAGAUACAUUUGUUUGGCUAUUUAGGACAUGGUUGCAGUGUAUGCAUGGUGAAGCCCCCCAGGGUAUAAUUACCGAUCAAGAUAGGGCUAUGCAGAAUGCAAUUGAAAUCGUGUUUCCUUAUAUGAAGCAUAGAUGGUGUUUGUGGCACAUAUUGAAAAAAUUACCAGAAAAGUUUGGAUAUCACGUCGAUAAAGGUUCGAUUUUCCAUACUAUACACAAUUUAGUUUACGAUUCACAAUUUAUUCAAAAUUUUGAAGAAGGUUGGAGGGUAAUGAUCGACACAUAUGAUUUGCAUAAUAAUACCUGGUUGUCGGGGCUUUAUGAGAAUAGAUCUCGGUGGGUUCCAUGUUAUUUCAAAACCAGUUUUUGGGCAGGGAUGUCGACAACUCAACGCAGUGAAAGUAUGAACGCGUUCUUUGAUGGGUAUGAAAUGGAGAAACAAUUUCAAGCCGUUUAUACCAUUUCAAAGUUUCGAGAAGUUCAAGAAGAGUUCACCGGGAAGCUUUAUUGUGACUUAAUAUCUACUUCAGAGGGAAGUUUGGGGACAACAUAUGAGAUAUGCGAGGAAGAGAUAAAUGAUGAGCGAUCAAAGAAAAAAACAUUUGUCGUCUCUUUUCAGAAGGAAGACUAUGAAACUGUUUGCAGUUGCCACUUAUUCGAAUUUCGAGGCAUAAUAUGCAGGCAUAUGAUUGCAGUAUUGAUCCGUAAUGAUGUCAAACAACUACCGGAGAGGUAUAUAUUACGGAGGUAG
This is a messenger RNA of Olea europaea var. sylvestris, 1563 nucleotides long. RefSeq names its product protein FAR1-RELATED SEQUENCE 5-like. The record is from RefSeq and is a predicted model, not a curated record. Gene Ontology annotation, biological process: regulation of DNA-templated transcription. Bases 1 to 1563 code for a protein of 520 amino acids. Gene Ontology annotation, molecular function: zinc ion binding. The transcript is spliced from 4 exons. Lineage: Eukaryota; Viridiplantae; Streptophyta; Magnoliopsida; Lamiales; Oleaceae.